Messenger RNA from Nematocida parisii ERTm1, 1439 nucleotides. RefSeq lists its product as uncharacterized. The transcript has a single exon. Lineage: Eukaryota; Fungi; Microsporidia. The record is from RefSeq and is a predicted model, not a curated record. Gene Ontology annotation, molecular function: protein binding. Bases 73 to 1287 code for a protein of 404 amino acids.
CCAAAGUACAGAAAUUUUAAUUAUUCAAAAAAGAAGAGUGGUUACUUGAUUUUUUAAAUAUUUUAUUACAGAAUGGGAAUCAUACGGAGUAUCUUCCCUCUUGAAGUACUUAGUAGAAUUACGCAGUAUCUUAGCAUAAAGGAUAUAAAGAGAUUAAUGUGCGCCUCAGAUGGGAUUAGAAAGGCAAUAGAGGCAAAUCCAAUUAUAUGGAAGCAAAAAUUAAAAGAAAGAGAAAGAGACUGCACAAAUGGAAACUAUUUAGUUGAAGUGAAAAAGGAGUGCAUUCUUACACAUAGUUGGAUAAAAAACAUUGGCAACAGUACCAAUAGUAUUAAGCACACACCAAACUGUGAAAUUACUAAAAUUACAGCAUAUGGCGAUAUGAUUGUUGUAUCUAGCAACUCAACACAUCUCUAUGUAUUAGAUAAGUCAUUAGGGUAUAUUAGAAAAUUAAAACAAGCAAAGGGAAGUAUUUGGACAUUUGAUUAUGCCAAUAAUGUGCUUGUAUCCGGCAGCACGGAUAAAUCUGUAAGAGUAUGGGAUAUUUUCUUAGGUAUUAGCAUAAAAACUCUGUCUGAACAUAAAUCCACAGUAAGAACGGUUCUUCUAGCAGAUAAAUAUGUUAUAAGUGGAUCUAGGGACUCUACUAUACGUGUGUGGGAUUUGAAUACUGGGGGUGUGAUUCAUGCGCUAAACGGGCAUACAGGAAGUAUCCGGGAUAUGGUGACAGUGAAAAAUAAAUCACUAUUAAUUUCGGGCUCGUAUGACGGCACCUGCAUACUAUGGAACUAUCGCACAGGGGAAGGUAUCCGAUACUUGAUAAAACUUUCCAGGAGGAUAUAUAAAGUACAGUGUAUUGGGGAUUGGGUAGCAGUAGGGGGAAUGGACCAGAAAUUGCAUGUGGUUACUUUAGAUGGCAACCAUGUAUUUAGCAGCGCCGCACAGAAUGGAACUAUUUUCCAAAUUAAAGCAGACAGUGAGCAAUAUAUAUAUACACUAACUGCAAAUGGAACAGUUUCUAAAUGGAAUGUAAGAAAGAAGGAACAAGUUUACCAGAUUGAUACGCAUACCAAGGCCAUAGACAUUUAUAUUAUAAACCAUCUGUUGGUAGUUGGCCUUAUUGAUAGAAUAGAUUUGUACUGUAGAGAGAAAGGUAUCUUUAUAAGAACUGUGGCUGUGAUUGAUAUGUUAUAUAGUGUAUACUGCGAUAACACAGUGCUUAUAUACGGAUAUAAAGAUAAUGGGCUAUGUAAGCUUACAUCAAUUCAAUAUAAAAACAUAUUAUAGUAAAAUUGUAUACAUACCCUAAACAUCCAACUUGAAAUAUUAAAAAGAGGUUAUAAUAAGUAUUUUGCACCAUUACACGUAUACGCCCGAAAUUCAUAUAAAUUAAGUCUCUAUUAACAACAAGUUAAUGACUCUGCUGUAAGACAAUCCAC